AUUUUUGGAAACCUUCAGCUCCUAUAGGUGUUGACUUUAGUUUCUCAGUGUGGUCAAACACUGGUAAUGGAUAGCAUUUUUUUCAUGUGUGUAAGUGGACAUUCCUUUUCUGCCUGAAGACAAGCAGCUUUGUUUGAGGUUUGCAUGACAAGACAGAGGAUGGGAGGGAAACAAAAGCUUUGCAGGGCUAGGACUGAAGCACACUGAGGAACACACACUGGCUUCAACUCUCCAGAGCGGAAUGGGGUACUACAUUUUUCUUCCAUGCCUUUUCGGAUACUAACCUGAGGAGCAUAAGCCUGAACUUGGAAAAGGGACAACAAAUUCAAGUCGCUGGAAUGAAUACGAGGAAAAGCAGCAAGAACCUGUGGUGGCUUUAUGAGACAGAGGUGCCACACAUCAGGCUUCGUGAUGCAGCUUGUGGUGCCAGUCUAGCAGAGAAGCUAAGCCCAGAGCACCUGCACAUCCUGAGAAAUGCAUUCAGCGGCCCCACCGCUGAACUUCAGACUCAGCCGCAGAGGCUGAAGGGAAGGCAUGAAAAUCGAGGCGAAGAGCCUGGAAGAACGCUUCAAGAAUUUCGGGAGUUACUGAAGUCUGUGAUUGGUCCAGGUGUUGAGGACUCGUGGAUCCAGAGAUCCUUCAGUGAGGUAGACAUCAGCUGUACAGGAGAGGUAAAUUGGCGGCAACUGUGUUCCUACCUGCUUCUGGAGUACACUGAGACACAGCGGGCCUCCGUUCCCAUAGCGGCCCUGCUGGAUGCCCAGCCUCAGUUCAAACACUGCUCUCACAACAGGCGGGAGCCGACAGUUCGUGUAGUAGCUGUUUCCCAUCCACCUCCACUCCGCUACAUUAGUGUUAGUAAGGGUGGUCAGAUCACUGUCUGGAGCAGCAGCCUACGCAUCCUGAAAAACUUUGUGCUAGCUGGAGAUCCAACAGAGGAAGUGGCCAACACGCGGAGGUUCAGGGGCUGGACCACUGAUGCUGUGUAUAUGGACACAGUACACAGGGUUGCCAUAGCAACUGACUGCAGGGAGCUACACUUUAUCAAUGUCAAUCAAACCAGUGUAUUUGAGGAUAUCCAUCUGUUUGGGUUUCAUUGUGUCCCAACAGCUCUUUGUUACUGGCAUGAUAGACAGAGCCCAGAGCAACCACCACUGCUGCUCCUGGGAGACGAAAAAGGAGGAGUCCACCUAAUGUGGUUUCUGAAUCCGAUGAAAGGGCUUUUUAAGAACCCAUCCAAGACCAACAGCGAACCACAAAGAAUCUUUUUCCCUGACUUUCGUGAGCAUAGCAACAUGGUUUCGUACCGUCACAUCCCCAAAAUCCACCCGGAGCCCAUCAACAGAGUGAUGUUUGAACCCUGUGGUAAUGUCAUCAUGACUUCAUCAGAGACUGACACCACGUCUGUGGUCUUUAUCAGUGUGUCACAGAAGCAAGGGCCCUACAUUUGGAAAUUUAAGCAGGGAGCUAAAUGCUUUGACUACAAUUCUGCUCUGCAGUUGUUGGUCACAGGAGGCCGUGACCAAAUAGUCAGGCUGUGGACACGAUACGUGACCACCAGUCCUGUGGCUACACUUCGGGGUCACCAUGCUACUGUUAUAGAUGUUGGAAUCUACCAACCGGUCGGGCAGAUCUUCAGCUACUCCAGAGACUGUGAACUGAGGGUUUGGGACAUUUCCACUCACCUCUUACUGAAAACUGUCCGCCUCCACUUUCCCUGCUUGGUAGCAGGUCGCAUCCAGGAGCAUGGCAACUUUCCCUUCCUGCUGCUGAGCCCCCCUCUUCCCGAGGACACGUGGCCUCAUUUGAUAGUUGGAUGCAAAGACUACCUGGCGUGCCUCGAGCUGGCUGAGGCAAAAAGACCGGAGGGUUGUUGGUUAACAGACGAAGGAAGCACAUUUGGGACAGAGAGUGGAAGCCAGCCAUCCCUGUUGUCCUGUGCCCUCUACAACCCCACCCUGCUCCAGGUGGUGACUGGGCACGUGGACUCGUCCGUGUCUCUGUGGGAUGUAAAGACAGGGAGGAAGCGUCUUCAGAUUUUAAACGCUCAUGGGAAAGAGGGAAUCACCUGCAUGGAAUUCGACUCUUCUCAAAGAAGACUAAUUACUGGAGCUCAAAAUGGCACAAUCAAGGUGUGGAAUUUACUGAAUGGCCUCAAUUUGCACAAGUUGGAGCCUGUCACCUGUUCGGAGGUCACCGGCCUGACGUGUCUCCAUGACAACCAGCUGCUAGCCGUUGGUUGGAGCCAGAGGGUUAUUCAGUACAACAUUGCGGGAGCCAAGGACCUGAAAGUGAGGGCAGACCUGUCCUGGAAGUCUAAAGGUGUUCACAAGUCGGAUAUCAUGGCUGUGCGUCAGUGCACUUCUUUGGGGGUUGUUGCCACAGCAAGUUAUGACGGAGAGGUAGUCAUCUGGAGGCUGGAGACGCAGGGGCCAUCACUCAGCCUACAGAGGGAGGCGCAAGAAGGAUCAGCGCUCCCUGUGGACGAGCUCUUGUUCCUUCACCAUCGGGCUGCGAGCAGAAAGCUGAGAGUCAGGAGUGUCCUGGUGUCGUCGCAGGCCGGCCGCCUGAGCUUCUGGAGCAUCACCGGAGAGCAGCGCGCUCACGCUCGUUUCUAUGCUCCCGAGCAGCCGGGCCAGCGAGUGCUGACCCUCUGCUCUGACCAGACCAAGAACAGCAUCCUGGUCUCAGGGGACACACUGGGCUGCCUUCACAUGUGGGACAUUUCUUCUUUUGCUCUGAGCGUCCAACGCGAGGUGAGACGGGAGCAAACCGAAACAAAGCCGCACCGCGUACUACCUCGCGUGAUGCCUUCUGUUUCCGUGCAGUCGGCCUGCGAGCGGCCUCCCCUGCUGCGGCGUUGGAGGGCUCACGCCCGGCCGCUGGUGUGCGUAGAGCUCCUGGAGGAAGCCGAGAGACUGUUUGUCCUCACGGCAUCGGCCGACGGCGCAGCUGGGCUGUGGACAGAGGAGGGCCAUCACGUGGGCUAUUUUGGACAGGAGAUGGUGUGGAGCAUCACUGAUCCGGCUACUUACGGCAGGCAAAAGCAGAGCAACCUGAGAGAUGAUGAGAAGGAGGAGAAUGGACGUGAAAACCGAGGACAAACUUCAACCUCUCCAUCAGAGACUGAUCAUGAACAACCUCAGCAGCCCAUGCGUGCCGUUGUGGACCGGCCCUUUCCUGAGGCUGCCAGCUCA
This is a messenger RNA of Menidia menidia (Atlantic silverside), 3197 nucleotides long. The record is from the annotation of a GenBank genome assembly. NCBI's taxonomy places the organism in Eukaryota, Metazoa, Chordata, Actinopteri, Atheriniformes, Atherinopsidae.